AUGAGUAAACUUACAGAGCAGGCUCUGUUCGACCACAAAUCAGACCGUCAAACCCGCGAGACCUAUCGUUACUUCCAACCAGCAAACCCAGCAGCGCUAAAUGCGACAUGGCCCCCCGGCGAGCAUUUGACCUCUACACUCGGUCUAUCAACAGCUUCAAAUUCUGCUACUUCUGUCUUGGAUGACGAGAUCUCUGAAACUUCCUCGAUUGAUGCUAGCCUUCUGUACAGCCCGAAUACGACUUUGACUUCUCUUGCACAGCUCGCAGCUCUACGCCUGAAUGCACAACGUGCAUUUAUUACUAUUUUGAAUCGCGACUCUCAAUUCGUCUUGGCCGAAGCCACAAAAACGACCAACGUGGGAAGCUCGACAUUAUUUGGUAGCAAAGGAGACAACCUCUUUGCUGGAACAUCCACAUUGACAAACACUUGGAACAUUUGUCAGGAAACAGUCAACAUACUACCGCAAGAGCAAGAAGAUGGAACGUAUCCUUUUCUUAUCAUCAACGACCUUCAACGCGAGGAGCGUUUCAGCGAUUUGCCUUUCGUACAAGACGAACCACACUCCCGUUUCUUUGCCGGAACACCCUUGACCAGCGAGAGCAACAUCAACCUGGGCUGCUUGUUUAUUCUGGAUCCUGAACCCCGUGAAGGGCUGUCUGAUACGGACAAGGAUAUACUAGGGACAGUGGGAGCAAUGGUCAUGGACUAUUUACAGGUCAGCCGCCAGGCUGUUGAAGGGCGCCGUGCCUCCCGGUUAUCACAGGGUCUCCGUCUAUUCGUGGACGGCAAUUCCAGCUUUGCCGAUGAUGCUCCCCUUGCUCGCCCGAACAUCUCAAACUACAGUCCGUCCUCACAUACAUCGCCUCAUUCUAGGGCGAGCCGAUCUGCGAGCUCUCAACAUAGCGAUUCCAGUCUUCGCGCGGCACAAGCCGAGAACAAUGAUGUGCCCAUUCAAGAUGGCGACGCACGAACUUCUGGCCUAUUCUCUACCGAAGACUUGGGGGCUAGAAUUUCAGCUAGCCCGUCGCCAUCAUCAUAUAGCUCGCGACAGGGCGAUGGCGGUUCGAUGGUCUCGAGUAACACAGACUGGUUAUUCCAACGAGCUGCGAACCUUUUACGGCAAAGCCUUGACCUGGACGGUGCCGGGGGUGUAAUGCUUUUAGAGACCAGCGAUGACUCAUCAGACAGUCCCGCCCGCAGCCCCUCGCAUCCCGCUGAUAUCGAGACACCUGGUCCUGUUCUUGCGUUGUCAACCAGAGAGGAUCCCUUUUCAUACCAGACGGCCUCUGAGGUAUCUUACCCAGCCGUCAAACUCGAUAAUGUCUUUCUCAAUCAACUUUCUCGUCGCUACCCCAAAGGUAGACUCUGGUCAUUUCACCGCGACGGGAGUCUGUCUACAUCGGAUGAAGAGCAAUCUGUCGGCGCAUCCCGCAGAUAUAAUCAAACCUCCAGGGCUUUGGAAGCCAGCAAACUGAGAGCCUUCUUCCCUGAUGCGAGUCAGGUCAUGUUUGUUCCAUUAUGGAACGCCAAUAAAUUACAGUGGUUUGCAGGGUGUUUCUCGUGGACUCCUCAGUCGACACGAGUCUUCAGUCGGGCUGUCGAUCUAAGUUCGAUGUUUGGCUUCGCUUCUUCCAUUAUGACUGAAUACAGUCGCGUUGAAUCAGUUGUUGCAGACCGCCAAAAGGGAGAUUUUAUAAGCAGCAUCUCUCACGAACUGCGCAGUCCAUUACAUGGCGUCUUAGCAGCUGCCGAGUUUCUGGGGGGUACUCAUUUGGACGAGUUCCAAGAAUCUCUUCUCGAAACGGUAAAUGCAUGCGGCCGGACUCUCUUGGAUACCAUGAACCAAGUUUUGGAUUUCAGCAAAUUAUUAUCGCUGGAAAGGCAGAAGAAGAGAUACAAACGCAAAAAAGAUCCAUGGAGACCGAAAGCUCCAGAUGAAGUCUCGGCCCGGCUGGAUCCACCCGUGUCAACAAACAUUGCCAUUUUGACAGAAGAUGUUGUGGAUAGCGUGUGCUUGGGGCAUUCUCAUAUUCAAAGGUCAACUAUGCCAAUCGAUCAUCCCAUUGGCGAAUCGCCAAUUUUGUCUUCCACGCCAUCCAACAAGACUGACUUCAAUCCAAAUGUGGAAGUUAUCCUUGAUAUCAGCGAUAAUGACUGGUUUUACAAUGUCCAGCCCGGCUCGCUAAGGCGUAUUGUCAUGAAUCUUCUUGGGAAUGCUUUGAAAUAUACCAAAAAAGGCUUGGUGUCUGUCUCAAUCCAGGCGACUGAGAAUUCAAAGGGUCGUUCUCGACGUCAGGGCCUUGAGGACAUGGUUACGUUGACGGUUUCAGACACGGGUAAAGGCAUCUCGGAUGAGUACCUACGAACACGUCUAUACACCCCAUUUGCACAAGAGGACACGCUCUCGGUAGGCACUGGUCUCGGUCUAUCAAUUGUUCGCGGCAUUGUGAGAACACUCCAUGGAAACAUCAGAAUCAAAAGCCGAGAAGGUGAAGGCACUAUUGUUAAGGUGACAAUCCCUCUUGAGCGUCCAGUGGGAGAAAAGAGCCUGUCAUCGACGCCUCAAAUACAGAAAUUGGAACGACAGACACUUACAGCACCUUCACAACUGCGUCAAUUGGACAUGACUGGGAAACGCGCCGCGAUUUGGGGGGUAGACGCUUCCUGUCUUGGUGAACAUCAUUUCUGGUCUUCGGUUGCCCAGUAUCUUACUGACUGGUUUGGCCUGAAGCUGGUGCCUUGGUCUGUCAAUGAACCUAUUGAUGUUCUACUCGCCAACGAAAGUGAUUUGUCUGCAGAACAAUUCCAGUGUUUGCAUACCGCGUUGCCAAGCAUCCUUGUUUUCCGAAAUGAGACAGGCAGCUCUAGUGAUACCAGGAUACACUGGUCGCACCUCGCUGAUUCUCUGGUGAUGCUUCGUCGACCCUGUGGCCCACAGAAACUUGCCAGAGGGAUCUUGAAUUGCCUUAAUUCAAAGCCGAAGACUGCACCGUUCUCACCCCCUUACAAACAAGAAUUUGUGAUACCGGAACGACCCAGGCCCUCAGGUCCGAAUCCAUCGACUGGGGAUUCUAAAUUAUCGUCAUCCGAAAGUUUACAAUUACCCGCAGCUGAAUCAUCCAAUUUCAAGACCAGUUCCCGCAGCUAUAUGGAUCCUGCGGAACGUAAUGUUUCUGGCCAAUCUCCAGGUACGGACAGUUCUUGUCUCACACCUGGAAGCGGCGCGUCUAGCGCUCACACACCUUCCUCUUCCUCCACACCCUCGCCACGGGGCUCAAAUUCUCUUAAUCCCUCGUCUAGAACCCAAGGGAAACCCCGGGUAUUGCUAGUCGAUGACAAUGAUAUCAACCUUCGCCUUAUCCGAACUUUCAUGAAGAAAUGGAAUCUCACGGCUGUCGAUACAGCACAAAAUGGCCGAGAGGCCGUGGACUUGGUCGAAAAAACGCAGCUGGGGUACGACCUCAUAUUUAUGGACAUGUCCAUGCCAAUAAUGAACGGGUUUGAAGCGACUCGUACCAUACGUGCGAUCGAAAGAGAACGAGGCGACAACGUUUCGGCCAAGAUCAUCGCGUUCACUGGACUCAGCAGCUUGCGUGAUGAGUCUGAAGCCUUGGAUUCAGGAGUAGAUGUCUUCCUUACCAAACCAGUUUCAUUCAAGGAAGUAUCACGGCUGCUCGAAGAUUGGGAAAUCGAACUGUCAAAAUAA
Messenger RNA from Penicillium antarcticum, 3708 nucleotides. Its product is annotated as hybrid sensor histidine kinase/response regulator. The record is from RefSeq and is a predicted model, not a curated record. Gene Ontology annotation, molecular function: phosphorelay sensor kinase activity. The coding region runs from base 1 to 3708 and encodes 1235 amino acids. Gene Ontology annotation, biological process: phosphorylation; phosphorelay signal transduction system. Lineage: Eukaryota; Fungi; Ascomycota; Eurotiomycetes; Eurotiales; Aspergillaceae. The transcript is spliced from 3 exons.